Pestalotiopsis fici W106-1 is the source of this 1413-nucleotide messenger RNA. RefSeq lists its product as uncharacterized. The record is from RefSeq and is a predicted model, not a curated record. Lineage: Eukaryota; Fungi; Ascomycota; Sordariomycetes; Amphisphaeriales; Sporocadaceae. Gene Ontology annotation, biological process: D-serine catabolic process. The transcript has 3 exons. Gene Ontology annotation, molecular function: D-serine ammonia-lyase activity. Bases 1 to 1413 code for a protein of 470 amino acids.
AUGGCUAUGUAUCCUUCCAAGGACUUGCUCAGAGCCAAGUAUGUUGGGAAGAAUCUCUUCCAGGUGGCGACGCCAUCUGUCGUCCUGGACUUGGCAAAGCUAGAGGCCAAUUGCAAUCUGAUGCUUGAGGCUGCCGAUAGACUUGACCUCAGCUGGCGGGCUCACAUCAAGACUCACAAGACCGCCGAACUUACACGCCUGCAAGUUGGAGAUCGCAGCACAGCCCCAGUCAAUAUAGUCGUCUCAACUCUCGCUGAAGCGGAGAAUGUCCUACCACUGCUGAAGGAGUAUCAAGGGCGCGGCCGCCAAGUCAACCUUCUCUUUGCCUUUCCUAUUUACACCUCAUCCGUAGAUCGCCUGGCAGCUAUAUCCGCACAACUAGGGCCCAACGGCCUGACUGUCAUGGUGGAUCACACUGAGCAAAUCAAGCAUUUGACUUCUCUAGCGUCCAAAUCAGGCAGUCCGCCACAGGUCUUUCUGAAGAUUGACGUUGGCAGUCACCGAGCUGGAGUGAUUCCUGGCUCGCCAGAUUGCUCUCGCUUGGUCGAUCAGUUACUCGUCUCGGAAGCUGUAGGUUCUUGCCUGUUUGUGGGCAUCUACGCUCAUGCCAACCACUCUUACGAAGCUCGCAAGGACUGGGAAGCCCUAAACUUUCUCGGCAUCGAGUUCAGCUCGCUUCAGACGGUUGCUCGGGCGGUUCGCAAGGAGAGGCCAAACCAUCCGCUGGUGCUAUCUGUAGGAGCAACACCGACGGCGACCUCAUUGCAACAUCCAUCAUUCAGUGACGAUGCCGAGAUCGCCUCGAAUCUGGACGGACAGGAACUGACCAGCCAUAUGUCGGCGCUGAUCAAGGAGCUCAAGAAGGAGAACUUCACUCUCGAGAUCCACGCUGGCGUGUAUCCCACGCUCGAUCUUCAACAACUCGCCGCGCACUCUCGUGACUCCAAAUUCUUAAACUCGGCUGCUAUUGCCAUCUCCGUUCUGACAGAAGUAUGCAGUCUGUAUGCUGGCCGUGGUCCGAAUGGUACGACAGAAGCCUUGAUCAAUGCAGGUACUCUGGCUUUAGCCAGGGAGCCAUGCGCAGACAAGGGCAACCCCCCAGGACAGCAUUACGGGAACUGGGGUAUUGUUACGCCGUGGAACUGCGAAAGACAGGUGGUUCCAGGUCCCGAAUUCCCAGCCAAGCACGGAGGAUGGCAAGUAGCCAGAGUUACCCAGGAGCAUGGAAUACUACAAUGGGUUGGUCCCAAGACAGACGAUUCUCAGCUAUAUGUCGGUCAGAGACUACGAGUCUGGCCGAACCACGCAUGCAUCACGAGUGCCGGACACUCAUGGUAUUUGGUAGUAGACAGCCGCAAUCGGGGCCGUGAGGAUGAGAUUAUUGAUGUCUGGCCUAGGUGGAAUGGAUGGUGA